UGACUUCCGGCCCCGAAUUUGGCACUAUCUGUCUAGCCCUAAUAAAAGUCGUCUCUCUUUAGGUGAUCGUCACGUCAUACUACUACGUACAUAGUACCUUACCCAUUGAACUCAUCAAAUUCAUCGCGGACCACCCCUGACGAGACUCCGUCCUUCGGAUGAUAAGUCCCCGAAGUGCAAACGGUGCAAAUCCGAAGGGAUUGAUUGAGGGAAUGAAGACAAGGAAGAAAGAAAGCAGGCAAGCAAGCACGAACGAGCAAGAAGAAAGCAAGAGAGGACCGAGCGGGCUCCACCUGCGAGCAACUCCGAGAAGGCUGCUUUAUCUUGUCUCGAUGGGCGCGAUGCCGAUCCCCCUGGCUACCAUAAGCAUCGCCUCCAUUGGCUGCUUCUUUAGUGCACGACCUUCCCAGCACGCUGGAAGGUGUGCGACUCGGCGGCUUAGCCAAGCACCACAAGUAACUACCGUACUCCGUACACUAACUAACUAACUAACUACUACCUUAGUUAGUGACUACCUUACCUAGUAGGUACAGUUUGCCAGGUGGUACGGUACCUAC
Messenger RNA from Aspergillus brunneoviolaceus CBS 621.78, 557 nucleotides. RefSeq lists its product as uncharacterized. NCBI's taxonomy places the organism in Eukaryota, Fungi, Ascomycota, Eurotiomycetes, Eurotiales, Aspergillaceae. The coding region runs from base 159 to 488 and encodes 109 amino acids. The transcript has a single exon. The record is from RefSeq and is a predicted model, not a curated record.